Charadrius vociferus (killdeer) is the source of this 951-nucleotide messenger RNA. RefSeq names its product family with sequence similarity 26, member F (gene CALHM6). Lineage: Eukaryota; Metazoa; Chordata; Aves; Charadriiformes; Charadriidae. Gene Ontology annotation, molecular function: monoatomic cation channel activity. The record is from RefSeq and is a predicted model, not a curated record. The transcript is spliced from 2 exons. Bases 1 to 951 code for a protein of 316 amino acids.
AUGGAUAAGUUACGUGGGGCGCUGGAUUUCUGCGUCCGCCACCAGACCGUUCUGGGUUACAGCAUCGUGUCCCUGCUGACGGCUGCCAGCGAGCAGAUCUUCUCGUCUGUGGUGUUCAAGUGUCCCUGCAAUGCUGGGAACAUGCUGUACGGCUCCGUCUUCCUCAUCGUGCCUGCCUUCAUCCUCUUUUUGUUGGGCUACAUGGUGAACGCCAAGGUGUGGCGCCUGCUGACAGGCAGCUGCCCUCCGGAGAAGCGCUGCAGCUGCAGCUCCUGGAGGACCCGCGCCCGGUACUGCCUCAUGCUGCUGCCGGUGACAGCCAAAACCUCGGUGGCCCCCCUCACCUGGCUGGCGGUGGCCCUGCUCAGAGCCAACUUCUACGAGUGCGCAGCCAGCGGGAGCAGCCUGAUAAAGAACCUCGUGUGUAAAGAUACAGGAGAAGAGUGCAACAAGCUGCUGGCCAGAAUACCCUGUGACGAGAAGUUGUCGCAGAUGGUAUCGAGUGAAUUCCUCAGCCUUCAGGCACAGUCCCAGCUGUUAGGAUGGCUCCUGAUAACCGGCAUCAUGACUGUGGCACUGAUUUCAACGUGUGUCAGCCGCUGUUACUCCCCGGUGAGCUAUCUUCAGCUCAAGUUCUGGAAAAUUUACUUAAAGAAGGAACAGGAGCUCUUUGAGAUCAAGGCUGAAGAGCAUGCAACCAGGCUGGCAGAAAUAAAUAUGGAAUGCUUUUUUGAAGCCACUGACCCAGUAGAGUUUAAGACUCCCAGCAACGAAGACUGGCGGAAGAUUUCAUACUUGUACACCUUCAAUUCACAACAGCAGUAUUACAGCAUGUUACACAAGUACGCUAACACAAACAGAGGCAACAGCGUCAGAUUCGGGGAAGAGGAUCAGAACCCCCCUGGUUUAGGAUUUGUGGAUGAAGCAAGCACAAAUGAAUCAGGGUUUUAA